CCCUCUGGUGGGGAUGGCUUUGGGGGGCUCACACCACCACGUGCUGGGGCGGGGGGUGUCAUCUGGGUUGUCAGGAGGGGUGCAGGGCCUGGGCCGGGCCAUGCUGGCGGGGUGUGAGGCUGCGGUGUGGACCGGCACCGAGCUGCUCUCAUCUUCGACUUCCUUCCCAGCACCGAGCCCAUUUCCUCUGGUGUCACGUGCACCGUGUGGGGCCGUGGCAGCCCUGGGAGCCUGGCACCGCACUGCGCCCCACGGCUUCGUGGGCAGCCCCACACCAGCAGCUCCCGGACCCCCCGAGGAUGGAGCCGGCCAAGGUCCCCCCCAGCAAGAGGAUGGCUCCUGCUCCCCCCGUCCCUGCCAAGGCCAAACCGGCCCCCACGCUGGCCAGCAAAUGGGAGCUCUCCUCUGGGAGGGCUGAGCAUGGCCCGGCUCUGCCCUUUGACCAUCUCUGCUGCCCCCCCAGACCUGCUGCUCCCCAGCCCGGUGCCUCGGCCGACGCGGAGCUGGGCAGAGCCAGAGACACAGAUGGUGACGCCUUCAACGUGGUGCCGGUCACCACGGCCAGGCUGAGCCACCCCACGGCCACACGCCCCCGGGUACCAGGCCAGCGGCCCCCCAGCCUCGCCCUGGGGAGCGUGGGGGGUCCCUGCGGGGGGGAGCAGCCCUGGGGGCUCGGUGCCCCUCUCCCUGGCGCGGGCCAGGCUCCCGGCCCACCGUGGAGCACGGAGGUUCUGGUGGCACCGCGGUCGGGGGAGACGCUGGCCUUGGAGGACCUGAAGGCUGAGGUGCGGUCCCUGCACAUCCUCGUGGACCUGAUGCGAGUCCAGCACCUGCGGGACCUGGAGGACAUGCGGCUGGAGAUGUGCCAGGAGCGAGCCAAGCGCCAGGCGCUGCAGGCGGAGAUCGAGCGGGUGAGGAAGGCGCUGCCCUGCUAACAGCGGGGGUGCCCCCCCCUCCGGGCUGGUGGGUGGAACAGGGUGCUGGUGCUGUGCCCUGUGCCCCCCCAGCCCAGUUCUGCACCCAUUGGGCAGGAACCCUCACCCCACACCUGGGCUUCGUGGUGUGGUGCAGCCCCGAGAGGGGGCAACCACCCUGGGCUUAUAGAUAUUGUUUAAAAUAAACUAUUUUGGGUACGGAGCGCUGCUGGGCUGUGUGGGGGCUGCAGGGGACAGAGCUUGGGGCUCCACUCGGCUGGGUCCCUGGGGGCAGGGCUGGUCCUGCUGGGCACAGGGGGUCCCAUCGUGGCACAGGGGGUCCCCCCAGGGCUGGGUCACUGCAGAGUCCCUGGCAGGAGCCUGUGCUGCUCAGCCCCAGAUGGCUGGAGCAGAAGUGCCAGGCAUCACGGGCAGGAGCAGAGGCUCUGCCAGCCUGUCCUGGGGGUGGCCCAGUGCCCCCCACCAUCCCCUGCGCCUCGUCC
Calidris pugnax (ruff) is the source of this 1417-nucleotide messenger RNA. RefSeq names its product SH3 domain-containing kinase-binding protein 1-like. Lineage: Eukaryota; Metazoa; Chordata; Aves; Charadriiformes; Scolopacidae. The coding region runs from base 300 to 935 and encodes 211 amino acids. The record is from RefSeq and is a predicted model, not a curated record. The transcript is spliced from 6 exons.